AUGGUUCACAUUCAAGACCUCCCCCGGGAGCUGCUUCUGCAGAUUUUCUCCUCCGUUGCCCAUAGCAAUCCUUCCAACCCACAGGAUCAGACCACCAAGUCUCCCGAUGAAAGCGCCGAGACCAAAUCUCAACAACCCCCUGCCGAUAGACUGUUCCCACGCUCUCCUUGGGUCGCCGAGGAUGAAGAUGAUGAGACUGAUGAGACUGAUGAGGAGGAUCCGGGGAACAAUGGCAAGGGAGUGAGCGCACAGACCCAGGAAAUCAUCGAUUUGUACAAUCUGUGUCGGGUGUGCCACUUGUUCCGCGGACUCGCCCAGCCCCUGCUGUUCGAGCAUGUUGACUUGUCUGGCUUCCCUGGCGAUCUGCGAAACCUCGUUUCCAUCACUCGUGCCGUCCUCCGCCGCCCCAGUCUUGGCGAACAUAUCCGCAGCCUCUCGGUUCUUCCGGACCACAAUCAUCAUGUCUUUCAUAAAAGCCCGCAGCCUCUAACCGCCAACGACCGAAAGCUCUUUACCUCAUCCAUACGUGAUCUCCGCUUGGACAAGGAGGACGAGCGCGACUGGAUGACCGUCUUGAAGGAAGAGGAGUUCGACUACAGUCUUAUGGUCGUCUUGCUUAUCCUGAAAGCCCCAAACCUCCGCAUGUUGACAUUGGCGGGAGGUUACUUUGCCAUGAAGCCACUCGAACAAGCUUGGAAGCGCCAUCCUGCCAUAUUGUCGAAACUUGAGGACCUGUGGUUCGAGGGCGACGACCUCCUCAAGGGCUACCCGCUCGCUAUUUAUGAGGAGAUGAUCAGUCGGCUCCAGUUACGCUCGAUAGAUAUUGAAGAAGCCCACCUCAGUGACGACCUGUUCCCCGCCUGCUGGACUCCACAGUCUUUGACCAUGAGCCGGAUCGGCCUACACCUCUGCCAUAUCGAUGCCCCCUCUGUCACCAAGUUACUCCGUGCAUGCCGCACAGUGACCUCCUUCACUUACGACAACUUUACCACGGACCCCGAGGACCAGCCUCAUAACCUCCGCCCCGUUCGCGAACCCACCGCUCCCGAACUAAGCGCCGCGCUCCUACCCCACAAGGACACCCUAGAAGGCUUGACAAUGACCUGGAACCGCGAACCCUGGGAGCGAGAGAACAUCCAGGAUUAUGUGGCCCGCCAGGCGAAGAUCGGCCCGCUGGGCGACUUCUCCGUGCUCCGGCGACUGACCGUCCAGCAAGCAUUCCUGCCGCCGCAGCCCCAGUUCCCUCCCACCCUCGAAAAGCUCAUCGUCGAGGACUGUAACAUCUCCGUCCGAGGUUUGGCCGAGCAACUGGCACAGGAGCGUCGCCAGGGACGCCUUCCCGCACUCAAGAGCGUCAAGAUGCUCGCCGUGGAUAUCACCGACCCCGUCAAACUCCCGGGUCAGCAGAUCCCAUUUGGCCAGACACCGGAGCAGUGUUGUACUAGCAUUAAGGACAUGUUUAAAGAUACGUCCGUCGAUUUUGACAUCCUGCCUUAUCCGGACUGUCCGCAAAAUAUCGCUGGCGACUCCGACCUCGACGACUACUCUGAUGAUGACCCCUACGAUAUGACUGACGAAUAUGGCUUACUGGGCCUCCGCGAAGGGGGGAACAGCAUAUUCCAGGCGAUGCUCAUGCAGGCGAUGCAGGCACAGGGGGACCAUUACAUGGAUGAUGAGUUCGACGAGUGA
Messenger RNA from Aspergillus luchuensis, 1689 nucleotides. RefSeq lists its product as uncharacterized. The coding region runs from base 1 to 1689 and encodes 562 amino acids. Lineage: Eukaryota; Fungi; Ascomycota; Eurotiomycetes; Eurotiales; Aspergillaceae. The transcript has a single exon. The record is from RefSeq and is a predicted model, not a curated record.